Messenger RNA from Hypoxylon trugodes, 3129 nucleotides. RefSeq lists its product as uncharacterized. The coding region runs from base 699 to 2531 and encodes 610 amino acids. NCBI's taxonomy places the organism in Eukaryota, Fungi, Ascomycota, Sordariomycetes, Xylariales, Hypoxylaceae. The record is from RefSeq and is a predicted model, not a curated record. The transcript has 6 exons.
GUUCUACCUACCUGCCUACCUAAUAAAAAAAUAAUAAGUCACUGAGAGAAAGGUAGUACACAUACGGCAACGACAAGAGGGACGACGCCAUCGACUUAAAGUCACGUGCAUUUGUACCUUUUUUUCUGGUCUUUCCUGCCAUUUCUGCCAUUUCUACGGGCGUACCGCACGGUAUCCGUGUACUUUUCAAUUCGUCAGGUACAUCCCGGCGUAGUUGCUUGUAGUCGAAUGAGCACAGGCUUUCCAUCUCGAUCCUGGGAAUUUUUUGAACUACCUCAUCUAUCCACCAACUUUCCGCCGUCACCUUUUUUUUUCUUUCUCUUUCCUCUCUAUUUUCCCUUCCGCGAAUCUAAUCUUCCAACAACACAACCCCAUCGGAUCGCGCCAUUCAAUUGAAGUGGUCCAUCGAUAACAGUGGUUGCCUGUUAGCUCCGUCAACUUCUCCAGUUUUAACGAAGUUGAUCGGACGCGUUUUUUCUAUCUUUCCACCCUUCCUUCCACCAACCGUUGGUCAACAACUUUUCGCCGUAGCUACCACUCACCACACACCACCAACCAUUUUCUUCCCUUCUACUAUUAUUUGAAUUUCUCUUUCUUCUCUCUCCCUUCGCGACUUACCAUCAUCGUCUUGUACCAUAUCCGCGCCGCGUCCAUCUUUUUUCCUCUAUUGCAGACACCACUAGCGUGGGAAUAUCAUCAUGUCUGACGAGACCGCGCAAUCUGCCGUCGCGCAGUCCGCCGACGCUGCUCCCAAUACUACAGUAGAGGAUACUACGUCAGAAUCCGUCGCGCCUACCGACGCGAAAUCAAUUGACAAGAAGGACGCCGCACCUUCCCUCGACGCCGACCAGGCUAAGGAGGACUCAGCUGAAAAGCAAGCCGACACCGAAGACUCGGCUCCUACAGCUUCUGCCGCCGCAUCUACCGACAAGAAGUCCGCCGAUACCGAUAUCGAGAUGGCUGAUAGAACCGUCGGAGAGGCCAGCAAGCGCGAUGCUGAUGCCAAUGUUGACUCGGAGAAGGCUGCUGAGCAAGAAGAUGUUGAGAACGAAGCUACUGCAGGCGCCGCUGAGGCUGCCCCGGCUGAGACAGAGUCGGCAACACCUGUCGACAAGUCUAAAGCGCGUCGCAAGUCUUCAGGCGAUACGAAGGGCAAGAAGCUGAACAAGAAGCAAUCUAAAGCUAAGAUUCUACACGUCGAUGCUCAACCUGGUGAACACUACUUCGCCAAGCUAAAGGGUUUCCCUCCCUGGCCUGUCAUCAUCGCCGAAGAGGACAUGCUACCCCAGAGCAUGUUGAGCACAAGACCUGUCACAGCUGCGCGUCCUGACGGCACUUAUCGAGAAGACUUCGCCGAUGGUGGUAAGAGAAUUGCAGACCGCACAUUCCCGGUCAUGUACUUGCAUACUAAUGAAUUCUCGUGGACAACCAAUUCUGAUCUUAGCGAGCUUGAUCCCUCGACUGUCGCAUCCAUGAUCACAACCAAGAUGCGCAAGGAUUUGCAGAAUGCCCACCUGUUGGCUGCUGAGCAGAACUCUUUGGACUACUACAAGAACGUCCUUCGCGAAUUCGAAGAGCAGCGCCUCGCCAAGCUCGAGGCUAAGAAGGCCAAGUCUGCUAAGACUCCGAAGAAGGCUGCCAAAGCAGCUGAAACUCCCGCCGUUGAUGAGGACGAGGAUAUCGAGAUGGCAGACAUUGACGACACCGCCGAUGCGGAGCCCGUUGAGAAGAAGCCUAAGUCCAAGAAGCGCAAGGCUGAUGAUGACAACAGCACUCCUCAACGCGCCGAAUCUGUCAAGAAGCCUAAGAUCAAGCUGACGAACUCUUCUACUCCCAAGAGCGCUAACGGCGUUCAAUCUCCGUCUACAAAGGAAUCUUCCAAGCCUGUUAAGGUCAAGGCCAAGACUAAGGGUGGCAAAGACAAGGGUGAGAGCAAGAAAGAGAAAGAGGCGGUUGCACCCAAGGAGCCCGAGCUCACCCCCGAGGAGAGACAUGUCCGCAAGGAGAAGGAGAUAUUUUUCUUGCGACACCGACUCCAGAAGGGAUUGCUUCUCCGAGACCAAGAGCCGAAGGAAGAGGAGAUGAAGUCGAUGUCGGAGUUUCUUGCAAAGCUAGAGACCUUCCCCGACCUCGAGGUCAGCAUCAUUAAGGCUACCAAGAUCAACAAGGUUCUUAAGGCUAUCUUGAAGCUAGAGAACAUCCCGAAAGAGGAUGAGUUCCAGUUCAAGCCGCGAUCCCAGACCCUUCUAGACAAGUGGAAUAAGCUUCUACUUGCCGACGGCGCACCCUCAGCUGCUAACGGAGUUAACGGUUCUACCGGUGACGCCGUGAAGUCCGGAAAGGGAGCUGCCAAUGGCGUUAAGGAGUCAUCGGCUGACCACAAAGCGGACCCUGAGAAGGAGGAUGACAAAGCUGAUGUCGAGAAGGAGGAUGCAGAGACUAAGGAAGAGGCCGCUGAUGAGAAGCUAGAUUCCGCGAAGAAUGUAAAGGCUUCCGACGAGACAGCAGUAGAAGUCGACUCCACGGCGUAAAGAGCAACAGAUGCAGAAAUCGACAAGACAACGAGAAAUUCUUGUUGAAAAGUUGUUGGCAACUAGGGGCGUUUACGGGGGUAUAAGUUUGGCACAACAUUUGCUAUAGGCAUGUCUACCGUUUGUUUGAUGGUAGCCCAUGGAUGCUACUGGAAUAUGAUGCCUACGCUGGCAUCCGAGUACCCAGGCUCAGUGGUUGUGUUUAGGCUGUGUAAACUAGGCAGUACUUUGUUUUUUCAGAUCCGAUUAUGUGUGGCACUGGAGCAGUCGAUGUUUGGUCAGGAAAGGGCCUUUGGCAAGGGGAGGGAUGCGAAAAAGUGAAAAUUAUGGCCUGGCACGAGUUGUACUGCAAUAUUCAAGGCGGCACUCCUAAUUAGUUCGUCGACUGGUCAAGAUGCUAGUCAGACAAACAGACAGACACAGGAUGUCCUACGUACCCAGGUAGUUAUUGCCUUGUUUCCCAGCUUUUUUAUUGGAGGGUUGUCAUGAUUUUCUAGGGACGUUUGCAAUAAAAAAAGUCAUUGCAUUUCUAUAGAAUCGACGUAGCUACUGUCGCCAUUGUUGGUCGAUGAUACCUACAUAUGUAUGUGUGUCUAUG